AUGGCCGACCCUACCACGUCAGAGUUCGUGACACUUGUGUCAUGCGAUGGCUUUGAAUUCAUUAUCCCCGGGAGUGCCGCCUGCAUAUCGGGGACCAUCCGGCGCAUGUUGGACCCUGCAAGUAAAUUCUCAGAGGCACUCAGUGGUCGCUGUGUGCUGGAGAACUUAACUGGCAUCGUCCUCGAGAAAGUAUGCGAAUACUUUAUGUACAACGAGAAGCACAAGGAUCAGGCAAAUGUGCCUGAUAUGGAGAUUCCAGCGGAGCUAUGUCUGGAGCUCUUGAUGGCUGCCGAUUACUUGGACACUUGA
Molecule: messenger RNA, 309 nt
Organism: Penicillium subrubescens
Lineage: Eukaryota; Fungi; Ascomycota; Eurotiomycetes; Eurotiales; Aspergillaceae
Product: elongin C
Exons: 3
Coding region: 1-309 (102 amino acids)
Biological process (GO): ubiquitin-dependent protein catabolic process
Cellular component (GO): elongin complex
Molecular function (GO): protein-macromolecule adaptor activity
Source: RefSeq, a predicted model, not a curated record